This is a messenger RNA of Ipomoea nil (Japanese morning glory), 654 nucleotides long. RefSeq names its product chemocyanin-like. Bases 121 to 471 code for a protein of 116 amino acids. The record is from RefSeq and is a predicted model, not a curated record. The transcript has 2 exons. NCBI's taxonomy places the organism in Eukaryota, Viridiplantae, Streptophyta, Magnoliopsida, Solanales, Convolvulaceae. Gene Ontology annotation, molecular function: electron transfer activity. Gene Ontology annotation, cellular component: plasma membrane.
UGAACAAUAGUGUAUCGUUGAGCAUUAUAAAAAGGCCACAGUUUUAGCAUUAGAAUUACAACAAACAAUAAGAGAAAAACAAUUUGUAUCUGAAGUACUAGAAACUCUUGUCUUUUAUUCAUGGGAAAGAUGUCUACACAUGAUAGUAUCAUUGUCAUUGCCAUAGUAACAAUGCUAUUGUGCGGCUUUGCUGAGGCAGAGACCUAUACUGUUGAAGAUAAAGCAAAAUGGAGCGAUUGGCCAAAUGGCAAAUCUUUCAAGAGCGGCGAUAUUCUCAUUUUUAACUAUGACCCUAGUGUCCACAAUGUGGUGAUUGUGAGCAAGGAAAACUAUAAUUCAUGCACAAUUUCUGGAACGAUAUUAAACUCGGGGCACGACAACGUUACAUUGACAAGUGGAACUAACUACUUUAUUUGUGGUGCCGAGGGUCAUUGUAAAGGAGGGAUGAAAAUGGCUAUCACUGCCACUUGAUCAAUUGUUAUUCAUACAUAUAAUAUAUUUUUAAUUAAGCACUCAAAUUUCCAUGAUAUGUAUUAAAAAAUAGAUUAUGACAUGAAUAAAGAUUCAAAUAAAACAUAGAAAUAUUUUGGUUAUGUAAAAAACACAUUGUAUGAGGUAUUUAAUUAUUAAUAAAAAUGUGUUUUUAUUAUUUUA